Molecule: messenger RNA, 886 nt
Organism: Musca domestica (house fly)
Lineage: Eukaryota; Metazoa; Arthropoda; Insecta; Diptera; Muscidae
Exons: 1
Coding region: 102-842 (246 amino acids)
Source: RefSeq, a predicted model, not a curated record
AUUUUUUUCAAAGCCAUUAAAUGUCUAAAUAAAUUUCCAAAUUAUAACAAUAAGUCAUUUGUAUUUCAAAAUAUUAAAAUUGCUUCCCCCGACCACACAAAAUGGAUAUUUUUCAACGUACGCUACACUGUCACACCUUUCCACCAAAAGAGGAAGAAAUUGAAGUCUUUGAAGCGGAAACCGAAGAGCAAAUCGGUGAAGAGGAACAUGACAUCCCUCUGGAGGAAGAACCUCUGGACCUCAAUAUCUUGAUGAAGGAAUUGGAAUGCAUGAAGCGACACAUUCAAAAAUUGCAAUUACAUUUAAAAACCCAAAUGGAGGAGUGCCCAAAGGAAGAAGAAUGCGUUGAUUUGGAGGUCCUUCUUAAAUGCUCGGAAAAUAAGGAAAUCUGCUCCCUGCAGAAGAAUCAAAACAAAGUUCAAUGCCAAAUCAAUGAAAUUGUUCAAUGUUGUCGUGCCGCCAAGGAUCACAUAACGGAUCUACGUUCUCGCUUUUGUGAAACGGCCAAGGAACUUUUGCAGCAACAGAAGCUCGUGGCAAAUCUGGUACAAUGGAAGAAUAGUUUGGAUCAUGAGUUUGGUAAAUGUUUGGAACGGUUUGAGUAUUUGAAACAUGUUAAGGCCGAAUGGAAAGACGUAAAAGAGAAACUUCAAGAGCAAAAGAGAAACAUUUUCUUGGAACAAAAAAAGUUUGUAUCAAAAAAAUUUUUCGACCAGGAGAAACAGUCCAUUCUUGGUGCCAUCGGUGCUAUUAAGGAAAUGUUCAACGAACUUGUCGAAUAUCAAUUACAACGUUUUGAAUGCCUGGAGAAACGAAUUGAAAAUAUCUCCAGUGGCCAAUAAUAUUUAACGCGAGUGUUUCAUUCAUUCAUUUGUCUUUGUUGUUG